AUGGUGUGCGUACCAAACGCAAGUGCGUACCAAACGCAAGUGCGACACCAAACGCAAGUGCGUACCAAACGCAAGUGCGACACCAAACGCAAGUGCGACACCAAACGCAAGUGCGACACCAAACGCAAGUGCGCGACAAACGCAAGUGCGCGACAAACGCAAGUGCGCGACAAACGCAAGUGCGCGAACGAACGCAAGUGCGCGAACGAACGCAAGUGCGCGAACGAACGCAAGUGCGCGAACGAACGCAAGUGCGAGACCGAACGCAAGUGCGAGACCGAACGCGAGUGCGAGACCGAACGCGAGUGCGAGACCGAACGCGAGCGGUGCGAGACCGAACGCGAGUGCGAGACCGAACGCGAGUGCGAGACCGAACGCGAGUGCGAGACCGAACGCGAGUGCGAGACCGAACGCGAGUGCGAGACCGAACGCGAGUGCGAGACCGAACGCGAGUGCGAGACCGAACGCGAGUGCGAGACCGAACGCGAGUGCGAGACCGAACGCAGAGUGCGAGACCGAACGCGAGUGCGAGACCGAACGCAAGUGCGAGACCGAACGCAAGUGCGAGACCGAACGCAAGUGCGAGACCGAACGCAAGUGCGAGACCGAACGCAAGUGCGAGACCGAACGCAAGUUUUGUUCGAGCAUGAAAAUGAACUUGGGUCAAGACCGUUCACAUUCAAAAUGCACUUUGUGGACAGCGACCCUGAGGCGAGCCAAACUCCACCUCUACAUUUAGCAUGCACAGUUGCAGUCCUGGGUUUCUUCUCCAAUCCCUCAUGUUAA
Messenger RNA from Knipowitschia caucasica, 786 nucleotides. Lineage: Eukaryota; Metazoa; Chordata; Actinopteri; Gobiiformes; Gobiidae. The record is from the annotation of a GenBank genome assembly.